AUGAAUAGCUUGAUGCUGGUGGUACAGAGAGAUCUCAAAGUCUGUGAAACAGAUGCAGUUUCAGGAGCACUCAGGAAGUGGCAAAGUUUCCAAAACUGGAGCACAGCACUGUGGGUGGUGACAAAGUUCUACCAGCAUGUCCUGGCUUUGGUGUUUGCCAUAGACGAGAUCAAUGGCAGUCCCAAGAUCCUGCCCAAUGUUACUCUUGGGUUCCAUAUCUUUGACAGCUACACUGAUUCACAGAUGACCUAUCGUGCCACUCUGGACUUGCUCUUUAACUCUGAUCUAUUUCUCCCCAACUACAAAUGUGGCAUUCAGAAAAACGUAAUAGGAGUCAUUGGUGGACUUAGCCUUGAUAUCUCCUCACUCAUUUCAGACAUCUUAAGUCCUUACAAGGUUCCACAGAUUUCAUAUGGCUCAUUUAAGUCUGCAGUGAAAGAUCAAACCAAUUCCCAUUCCUUUUACCGCAUUGUCCCCAAUGAAGACCUGCAAUACCAGGGACUUGCCCAGUUACUAAUGCAUUUCAGGUGGAAAUGGAUUGGACUCAUUGCUGCAGAUGAUGAGGGUGGAGAUCACUUCUUGCAGACCAUGGAACCUCUGCUUUUGCAGAACAGAAUCUGUUCAGCAUUCACAGAAAGGUUUGAAAACAAUGUAUAUAUAUAUGAUCUAUAUCAAAUGGCCUUUGACAAAUUUAGGGUUUUCAAAACUAUCAUGGAGAGCAAAGCCAAGGCAGCUGUAGUACAUGGAGAAUCUACGGCCAUUACAUGGUUGGAAUUUUAUAUAUAUGGAAGCAGAAUUCCACUAAUAUAUCCUCAGUAUAAAAAGGCAUCUGCAGCAAAAGUAUGGAUAACAACAGCACAAAUCGAUUUCAGAAUAAAUACCUUGGGAAUGGCUAUUGGAUUUGAUAUACAGUUGCUCCAUGGUGCCAUCUCCUUUACAAUUCCAUCAAAGGAGCCUCAGGGCUUCCAUGAAUUUCUUCAGCUUGUAAAUCCUUCAUGGGAAAAUGAAGAUGGUUUUGUUCAGGAUUUCUGGGAACAAGCAUUUGGUUGUUCACUUUCAGACUCAAUUCUGCGUUUAACGGGUAAACUAUGUACAGGAGAGGAGAUGCUGGAGAGCCUUCCAACAUCCCUUUUUGACAUGAGCAUGAGUGGCCACAGCUAUAGUGUAUAUAACGCUGUCUACACUGUGGCACAUGCCUUACACAUGUUCUACUCUACUAGAGUCAACCACAGAACAACGGAGAGUGGAGAAACACUGUCUCCUGAGAAUAUAGAACCCUGGCAGCUCUACUCACUGAUUCAGACAAUCUCAUUCAACAAUAGUGCCGGUGAUGAAAUUACAUUUGAUGAACAUGGAGAAUUUGAGGGAGGAUUUGAUAUUACAAACUUUGUCACCUUCCCAAAUAAGUCCUGUGUCAAGGUCAAAGUGGGAAGGUUGGAUCCUCAUGCUCCUCCAGGCAAAGAAGUCACCAUUAAUGAGGACAUAAUCAAAUGGCACCGAGACUUGACUCAGGUGCCACCUCUUUCUCUCUGUAAUAACAACUGCCAUCCUGGUUACAGCAAGAAAAAGAAGGAGGGGAAGAAAUUUUGCUGUUAUGAUUGUGCUCCAUGUCCAGAUGGGCUGUUCUCAAACCAGAAUGAUAUGGACAUUUGUGUCAAUUGUCCAGAAGGUCACUAUCCUAACAAAUUCCAGGAUCAAUGCAUUCCUAAAAUUCCAAAUUUCCUAGAUUUUGAGGACACUUUGGCCAUUAUUUCAUCCUCGUCUAUAGUUUUGUUGAUUCUGAUCACAGCUCUGGUUCUUGGCAUCUUCAUUAGGCACCGGGACACUGCCAUAGUCAAAGCAAAUAACCGAAGCCUCACCUACACUCUCCUCAUCUCCCUCCUCUUGUGUUUCCUCUGUUCCUUGCUAUUCAUCGGAAAACCCAAUAAAGUCACCUGCCUUCUUCGACAAACUGCUUUUGGCAUCAUCUUCUCUGUGUCCCUCUCAACCAUCUUGGCAAAAACUGUGUCUGUGGUCUUGGCCUUCAUGGCUACCAAACCAGGAUCAUGGAUGAGGAAGUGGGUUGGAAAAAGAUUGGCAUACUCCAUUGUCCUCUUGUGCUCCAAUAUUCAAGCAGGCAUCUGUGUUCUGUGGCUGGCAAUGUCUCCUCCAUUCCCAGAUUUUGACAUGACCUCAAUGGUGGAAGAAAUUGUCCUGCUGUGUAAUGAAGGGUCAGUCCUCAUGUUCUAUUUUGUUUUGGGCUACAUGGGUCUGCUGGCCAUUGUCAGCUUCACUGUGGCCUUCCUGGCCAGGAAGUUGCCUGACAGUUUUAAUGAAGCCAAGUUCAUCACCUUCAGCAUGUUGGUCUUUUGCAGUGUUUGGCUUUCCUUUGUCCCAACCUACCUCAGCACACAAGGAAAAUCCAUGGUGGCUGUGGAGAUCUUCUCCAUCUUGGCCUCCAGUGCUGGGUUAUUCAGCUGCAUCUUUUUCCCCAAAUGCUACAUUAUCGUGGUGAGACCUGAGUUGAACAACAGAGAGCAGCUAAUGAGAAGAAAGAUGUAA
Molecule: messenger RNA, 2541 nt
Organism: Elgaria multicarinata webbii
Lineage: Eukaryota; Metazoa; Chordata; Lepidosauria; Squamata; Anguidae
Product: vomeronasal type-2 receptor 26-like
Exons: 6
Coding region: 1-2541 (846 amino acids)
Biological process (GO): G protein-coupled receptor signaling pathway
Cellular component (GO): plasma membrane
Molecular function (GO): G protein-coupled receptor activity
Source: RefSeq, a predicted model, not a curated record